UCCCACGAAGAGCGAUGGUGGAAGAUCCGAAACCUUAUCAGUUGUGUGGACGAGAGGAAGGGGCAGCCACACAUGCUCACAAGCUGAGUCGGUUGCUCUCACGUAAUAAGGAGCUCACAAUAAAACACUCGGAAGACGAAGGAGAUAACGGAAACCCCUUCCACCCUUUUCCCAAUCAGAACAUGCACAGGAGAUAGAAGGAAAAGACCUCGCUAUUUUUUCAUGGGUGUCGUCCAAAUUUCAGUGUUUACGCAAACUGUCUCCUGAACACGUGUCUUGCUCGCCGUAGGAUUCAUCCAAUUUCAUUAAGUCAUUCCUGGGGAGCCCCAAAGAAGUCAGAGAGAAAAGAAAUCCAGGAAACGAAGAAGAGAAAAUUGCUGUUUGUUCAGAGUAGUCGAGGUUCUUUUUGGUGGCGAUUUUCAUCAUACAAUGUAUUCAUUCUCCUUUUCAAGUUGAUAUUUCUUGGUUAUGCCUUAAUAUUUCUUGUGCACUUCAAUUAUGGCUUCUCUUGCAUCUCUGGCGACUUUGGGGAGUGCAAGAGUCAAUUCUUCAACGAGCUUCGAGUCUUCUGCUCAACUGAGUGUUCCCCUUGUGAGAAGUCUUCCAUCAAAUUCCAAACCUCGAAGGUGGUCUCACUUCCUUUCCUGUAAAUAUGUUGUUACUACCGACUUCAUUACCGAGAAAGGGGAUUUCGUUUCCCAUGACCCUAACUUUAGGAAUAGCAAGGAAGAGGAUGCGGAUUUUGUGCUAAACCCCUUACCGAAGCCCACCUUGAAAACUCGACCAAGCAUCGAGCCUGUCAGGAAGCCGAUGCCCAGGAAUUCGGCGCCAAGAAGUAACGGAUAUGAGCUCCCCAAUGGGAAGUCAGGCGAAUUGGAUGAUAAGAAUAAGGUGAUUGAGUCGCUUGACGACGUCUUAGAGAAGGCUGAGCGGCUAGAGAGUAUGAGCAAAUCUGACACGGCUGUAAAUGCAAGGAAUGGCAGUCGAUCAUCAGGUUCUAAUAAUCCUAGAGAAGCUAAGGCAUCAAAUUCUAGCUCUAUCAGGAAGUCAAAGACGCUGAAGAGCGUGUGGAGGAAAGGGAAUCCAGUCGCAAGCGUUCAAAAGGUGGUUGAUUUUCCCACGUCCAUGGUUGAGAAAGCGCAAAGAAAAGUUGAUCUCAGCCAAGACAACUCGAAGGUCGACAUUGCCGAGAAGAGAAAGAGCAGCAAUAUUGCCUCAAAAGCUCAUCCCACCUUACAGGCUAAACCGCCUGCUAGGCCAGUUCCUGAAAUUAAGAGGCCUGUAAUUCUCAAGGAUGUGGGCGCCGUUCGGGGACCAGCUACUACUAAGGAAGAAACAGGCAGUUCUGUGCAAGUUAAAGAUCGGAAGCCAAUUUUGGUCGACAAGUUCGCUAAGAAGCCAGGUGCUGAUCCUCUUAUAUCACAAGUUAUUUUACCACCUCCGAAGCCAGCCAGAGGCCCAGCUCAAUCAAAAGGCAAAGAUGAGCGAAGGAAGAAAUCUGGAGAAGUUGGUGCUCCAAGGAGGCGAAUGGUCUUCGGUGGUGGCGAUGAGGAUAUAGUGGACGAUGACACAAAUGAGAUUGAUAUGUCGGUCAGUGGAGCAUCAACAGCGAGGAAAGGGAGGAAAUGGAGUAAAGCGAGCCGGAAGGCAGCUCGACUACAGGCUGCUAAAGCGGCAGCCCCGGUCAAAGUAGACAUUCUUGAGGUUGGAGACGAAGGAAUGACGACAGAGGAUUUAGCUUACAAACUAGCAGUUAGUGAAACCGAGAUCCUUGGCUAUCUAUUUUCGAAAGGAAUCAAGGUUCCAGUGAUGCAUACAUUGGACAAAGACAUGGUAAAGAUGAUUUGCAAAGAGUACGAUGUAGAAGUCAUAGAGGCAGAUCCUGUAAAAGUGGAAGAUAUGGCUCAAAAGAAGGAAAUGCUCGAUGAAGAAGAUUUGGAGAAUCUUGAAGCUAGACCACCUGUGCUGACUAUCAUGGGACAUGUAGAUCAUGGAAAGACAACUCUAUUGGAUCGCAUUCGAAAAAGCAGGGUGACUGAAUCUGAGGCAGGUGGGAUUACCCAAGGGAUUGGAGCUUAUAAAGUGCUUGUUCCAGUAGAUGGGAAGCUUCAGUCUUGCGUUGUACUUGACACACCAGGGCAUGAGGCAUUUAGUGCAAUGAGAGCACGUGGAACAAGGGUAACUGAUAUUGCUAUUAUUGUGGUGGCUGCUGAUGAUGGGGUUCGUCCUCAAACUACUGAAGCUAUAGCUCAUGCUAAAGCUGCAGGGGUUCCCAUUAUUAUAGCAAUAAAUAAGAUUGAUAAAGAUGGGGCGAACCCGGACAAGGUCAUGCAAGAACUUUCUUCUAUUGGUUUAAUGCCUGAGGACUGGGGUGGUGAUACACCAUUCGUUCAGAUAAGUGCUCUUAAAGGUCAGAACAUUGAGGAAUUAUUGGAAAACGUCAUGCUUAUUGCAGAGUUUCAAGAGUUGAGGGCAAACCCUCAUAGAAAUGCAAAAGGCACAGUGAUAGAAGCAGGCUUGCACAAAUCAAAAGGACCUGUUGCAACAUUUAUUGUCCAGAAUGGCACCCUUAGAAGGGGAGAUGUUGUACAGUGUGGUGAAUCCUUUGGAAAGGUUAGGGCUUUGUUUGAUGACAUUGGGAAUCGUGUGGAUGAAGCUGGGCCAUCUAUGGCUGUUCAGGUUAUUGGACUGAACAGCGUGCCAAUUGCUGGCAAUGAAUUUGAAUCUGUUGACUCGCUUGACAUUGCUCGUGAAAGGGCAGAAGCAUGUGCUGAGUCACUACGGAAUGAAAGAAUGUCUACUAAGGCUGGUGAUGGAAAAGUGACUCUUGCUUCCCUUGCAUCUGCUGUGUCAUCUGGCAAGCAAACUGGCCUAGAUAUGCACCAAUUAAAUAUAAUCAUGAAGGUUGAUGUGCAGGGAUCUAUUGAGGCCAUCAAGCAAGCUCUUCAAGUUCUUCCACGGGAUAAUGUUACUUUGAAGUUCCUAUUGCAGGCAGUUGGCGAUGUCAGCAUUAGUGAUGUAGAUCUCAGUGUUGCUAGCAAAGCCAUUAUACUAGGAUUCAAUGUCGGAGUUUCGGGUUCUGUAAAGAAAUAUGCAGAAGGUAAAGGUGUUGAAGUGCGAAUAUACAAAAUUAUCUAUGAGCUUAUUGAUGACAUUCGAAAUGCAAUGGAAGGACUUCUGGAUUUUGUUGAGGAACAAAUACCAAUAGGAUCUGCUGAUGUCAGAGCCGUAUUUAGCAGUGGUAGUGGGCGGGUUGCUGGAUGUAUGGUGACAGAAGGAAAAGUAGUGAAAGGUUGUGGUGUUCAAAUUACUCGAAAUGGUAAAACUGUCCACACUGGUGUACUUGAAUCUUUGAGGAGAGUAAAGGAAAUGGUUAAAGAGGUGAGUUCGGGAUUGGAGUGUGGCAUCGGUGUGGAAGAUUUUCUUGAUUGGGAAGUUGGUGACAGAAUUGAGGCAUUCAACGUUGUGCAGAAGCGACGAACCCUUGAAGAGGCAUCAGCUUCUGUUACUGCUGCAUUGGCUGACGCAGGAAUUGGUUUUUAAGAUACGAAAGACUAUUUGCCUGUUGCAUAUCAAAUUUACUUGACGCGUGUGUUUCUGCAUCACUGGCUGAUGAAAGUGGAGGAAUUAAUUCUCCGCCAGUUUGGGUUGGCUUGGUUUUGACCUAUCAAGUUCAUUUUGCUUCCGAACUUGCGCCAAGUUGUAUGCUGAUGUAUAUAAUUCUUAGAUAUCGGCAUUUGUAAAGGUUUAUUCAUUUCAACGUUCGAAAAUUCAGUGGCUAUCGUAUUGUAAUUGUUGAAUUAUUUAAGUAGUAUUGUUUCUGAUGCAAGAUAACGUCUCACCAACAUGGAGAUACCUGUAUCUAUAUGGUCUCAAUUUGAGAGUUGAUUGUUGAGGUUCUUUUUUUC
This is a messenger RNA of Nymphaea colorata (pocket water lily), 3908 nucleotides long. Its product is annotated as translation initiation factor IF-2, chloroplastic. NCBI's taxonomy places the organism in Eukaryota, Viridiplantae, Streptophyta, Magnoliopsida, Nymphaeales, Nymphaeaceae. The coding region runs from base 499 to 3543 and encodes 1014 amino acids. Gene Ontology annotation, biological process: translational initiation. The transcript is spliced from 12 exons. The record is from RefSeq and is a predicted model, not a curated record. Gene Ontology annotation, molecular function: translation initiation factor activity; GTP binding; GTPase activity.